Molecule: messenger RNA, 2677 nt
Organism: Xyrauchen texanus (razorback sucker)
Lineage: Eukaryota; Metazoa; Chordata; Actinopteri; Cypriniformes; Catostomidae
Product: protocadherin beta-16-like
Exons: 2
Coding region: 278-2677 (799 amino acids)
Biological process (GO): homophilic cell-cell adhesion
Cellular component (GO): plasma membrane
Molecular function (GO): calcium ion binding
Source: RefSeq, a predicted model, not a curated record
UGGUCAGUGUGUGACAGUUUAGAGAGCAGAUCUGCAGCAGUUCCACCCCCAUCAUCUCCAUAUUAUUAGAGAGAGAGACGGAAGCUGAGCACACAGUCUGAAGAGGAGGAGAGAUAACGCACAUCACGGAGAGGCUCGUUUUUAUUUUCUGGAAAUACAGGCCUUUGUUGUACUACUUUCUUUGGAUAUAUACUAUAAUAUGCAUGAUUGCCUACAUGUUUUCUGGAUUUAUUUAGUCUGAUUCAAGCUUAGUCUUCGCGUUUUGGUCUUCUGCAAAAUGUCGGACAGAACAAUGGCGCGGCAAGUACUGCUGUUUAUUUGGUUUCUCUCUCUCAGUUCAGCUCACGGGCAGGUCAGUUACUCCAUUCCUGAGGAAAUGGCGAAAGGCUCUUUAGUCGGUAACAUAGCGCAGGAUUUGGGUUUAGAUUUAAAGAGACUGAAAUCGGGUAAAGCCCGUAUUUAUACCGGAGACAGCGCUGAAUACAUCGAGCUGAAUAAAGAAAGAGGAGUCCUCCUUAUCAAAGAGAGAAUAGACCGAGAGGCGCUAUGCGGACAGACAACGCCUUGCGCACUACAUCUACAGAUUAUUCUGGAGAACCCGAUGGAACUGUUUAGAGUAACUGUUGAAAUUACAGACAUAAAUGAUAAUUUUCCUAAUUUUAAACGGGAUGAAAGACGAUUUGAGAUUAGCGAAUCAGCUGUAAUAGGGUCAAAAUUUAUGCUGGAGAAAGCAAUAGACGCAGAUAUUGGCGCAAAUGACUUGCAGAGUUAUUCUCUGCAACCUACCGAUCAUUUUAAUUUAAAACUUCAUGGUCAGAGCGAUGGGAGUAAAAAAGUGGAAAUGAUUCUACAAAAGCCUUUAGACCGUGAACAACAAGAGGACAUGUCUCUGGUAUUAACCGCAAUGGACGGUGGAGAUCCUCCUAAAUCAGGGACUGUUCAAAUACAUAUUACAGUGCUUGAUGUAAACGAUAAUGCUCCAGUUUUUACUAAGCCUAUUUAUAGAACAAUUAUUACCGAGAACUCACAGAGAGGCACUCCUGUCGUCACUGUAAGUGCUUCUGAUUCAGAUAAAGGGACGAAUGGAGAGGUGAGUUAUUUAGUUGCAAACAGUGAUGGGUUAUCUGAUAUUUUCCAAAUAGAUGAAAAUGGAUUGGUGACAUUAGUUGGAAAAAUCGACUAUGAAAUAUCUAAGCAUUACCAAAUUGAUAUAGAAGCAGUUGACAACGGAGGACUGUCUGACUCUAGCAAAAUAAUAGUCGACGUAAUUGAUGUAAAUGACAACGCACCGGUCAUCACAGUGAUGUCAACAUCUUUAACAAUAGCAGAGGAUUCGCUACAGAGUACUGUGAUUGCCAUAAUCAGUGUUAAUGAUCCGGAUUCAGAAAGUAAUGGACAGGUUCAGUGCAGUGUUAAUGAAAAUAUCCCUUUUACAAUCAAAUCAACUUCUAAUGGAUUUUAUAGCAUUGUGACAGAUGGUGAUUUAGAUCGGGAGAGAGAUUCUGAGUAUAAUAUCAGUGUGACGUGCGCUGAUGAGGGCGUGCCCUCUCUCUCCAGCAGCGUCACUCUCUCCUUACAGAUAUCAGAUGUGAAUGAUAACGCGCCUGUGUUUGACAAGAGCUCAUAUGAGGCCUCUGUUCAAGAAAACAACACACCGGGUCUUUCCAUAUUUACAGUCAGAGCCAGAGACGCAGAUUUUAACCAGAAUGCCCGUGUGUCUUACAUACUGGAGGACUCCUCUGUUAACGGAGUGCCCGUCUCCUCGUUGGUGUCCGUUAGUGCUGAUAGUGGAGUCAUACAUGCAGUGCGAUCUUUCGAUUACGAGCAGAUCAAAGAUUUCCCGUUCCGCGUAAAAGCGCAAGACGGAGGCUCCCCUUCUCUCAGCAGCAACGUGAGUGUGAAAAUCCUUAUUCAGGACCAGAAUGACAACGCGCCUCAGAUUCUGUAUCCGGUCCAGUCUGGUGCUUCUGUGGUGGCCGAAAUAGUGCCUCGUUCGGCAGAUGUGGGUUAUCUGGUCACUAAAGUGGUGGCUGUUGAUGUGGACUCUGGACAGAAUGCCUGGCUCUCAUAUAAACUGCAGAAAGCCACAGACAGGGCGCUGUUUGAAGUGGGCUUACAGAAUGGAGAAAUAAGAACUGUACGUCAAGUGACAGAUAAAGAUACUGUGAAACAAAGGCUCACUGUUGUAGUGGAGGACAACGGGCAGCCCUCUCGUUCAGCUACAGUCAAUGUGAACGUGGCGGUGGCGGACAGCUUCCCUGAAGUGCUCUCCGAGUUCACUGACUUUACGCACGACAAGGAAUACAACGACAACCUGACUUUUUAUCUCGUCUUGGCCUUGGCUGUAGUUUCCUUUCUCUUUAUCGUGUCUAUCAUAGCCAUACUGUCAGUAAAAUGCUACAGAUGGAGACGUGAGCGGAUGUAUUACAAAUCUGGCGCGAAUCUGCCGGUUAUUCCGUAUUAUCCGCCUCUUUACGCAGACGUAGGGGGCACCGGAACUUUACAGCACGUGUACAAUUAUGAGGUUUGCAGAACCACUGACUCCAGAAAGAGUGAUCUGAAAUACGUCAGACCUUGCAGUGAGAGCAUCAUUAGUCUGGACACCAGUGGAGCACAGACACUCCCGCAUGCGCAGAGAGACAAACUGACCAGUGAAGUGUUUGAUGAUCAGGUAUAA